This is a messenger RNA of Protopolystoma xenopodis, 837 nucleotides long. The record is from the annotation of a GenBank genome assembly. Lineage: Eukaryota; Metazoa; Platyhelminthes; Monogenea; Polystomatidea; Polystomatidae.
AUGCGGCGUUUAGCUGUCCUCGGUGCUGGUUUAAUGGGGGCUGGUAUUGCUCAAGUCAGCGCUCAGUGCGGAAUCGAUACUGUUAUGAAAGAUGUCAGUCAAGCUGGGCUAUCGCGCGGGUUGCACCAGAUUCAAAACAACCUUCUAGGUUUGGUUAAACGAAAGAGACUUAGUUCUUUCGAAAAGGACAGGAUAAUUUCUCGAAUUCUACCAACCACGGACUUGGAAGAUUUGAAAGAUUGUGACAUCGUAGUAGAAGCUAUAUUCGAAGAUCUCGCUCUCAAACACAAGGUGGUGAAAGAGACGGAGACCAUUUUAUCUCCUCAUGCCAUCUUCGCUAGCAAUACCUCGGCUCUUCCCAUUAAAGAGGUUGCAAAGGCCAGUUCAAGGCCUAAUAAGUUUGUCGGCAUGCAUUAUUUCUCACCCGUGGAUAAGAUGGAACUACUGGAAAUUGUUGUGACGGAUCAGACCUCUACUGAUACCAUUGCCACUGCAAUUGACCUCGGCCUUCGUCAGGGCAAGGUGUUAAUUGUAGUUCGUGACGGCCCCGGCUUUUACACCACUCGAAUCCUUGCACCGGUUCUAGCCGAGGCUAUUCAGAUUCUCCAAGAGGGUUUGUCUCCAUCUAACUUAGAUGAUAUUUCGCGUCAAUUUGGUUGGCCUGUAGGCUUGGCCACGCUGGCUGACGAGGUGGGCUUGGAUGUAGCCGCGCAUGUCGCUGAGGAUCUUAGCAAGGCUCUCGGUCCACGUAUGAAGGUUAGAAAUAACUUGAAUGAUGGCUAUAAUAUGAACAGUGUCUGCAGUCACUUCGAUAUCCUGGUUUUUACUCCAGUUUAA